CUUAUCCGAUCCAGGUUUCACCCAAGUUGAGAUCUGAGGCCAAUGUGGAAAUCCAUUGGUCAAUGUCGAAUGCAGUACAGUGAAAAGGCAUAUGGAUUUAGUAUUUUUAACUUGGUUCACAUUACCAAGAAUCGAAUGUAUGCUUGCUCAAUGUUGAAAAACCAAUCCUUUCACGUAAGAGACAAAAAGUUUGGAAUCUUAGCUUCUUCUUUAUUUGUUGUUGAAUAUAAAUGGAGUUGAAAGCUGAUUGUUGUGACGUAAAUCUCUUCAAUUCUGCAAAUAAUUUUGUUGCGAUGGGCAGUUUCUUUGGUCACAAGGAUGGGAUUUCAAGAUCUGUAUCAGAAACGCCACCAACUCAUUAUGCAGUCACGAUACAGUCAUUUUCAUUACUUUCCAAGAACGCAGAGAAAUAUGAAUCUGCAGCAUUUGAAGCUGGAGGCUACAAAUGGAAACUUAUUCUCCACCCAAAUGGAAAUAAAAGCAAGAAAGUGGAAGACCACAUAUCUGUCUACCUAGCCAUGGCAGAUGCAAGUUCACUCCCAACUGGUUGGGAGGUCCACGCAGUUUUUCGAUUGUUUUUGCUUGAUCAGAACCAAGACAACUACUUGAUAGCUCAAGAUUCCCAAGGAAAGCAGAGACGAUUCCAUAGAUUGAAACCUGAAUUAGGUUUCGAUCAUUUCAUCCCAAUUCAAGUACUUAGUGAUGCUUCUAAUGGAUACCUGGUGGAUGACACGUGUGUACUUGGAGCGGAAGUCUUUGUUAGUAAAGAAAGAAGCACAGGCAAAGGAGAAUGUCUAGAAAUGAUCAAAGAUCCUCGCAGUUUCAAGCAUGUUUGGAAGGUUGAAAACUUUUCUAAGUUAGACACUGAAUAUUAUGACUCCAAAGAAUUCACUGUAGCUGGUUACAAAUGGAAGAUGAAGCUCUAUCCGAAAGAAAGAGACUCCAGAACUGGAAGUCAUCUUUCUCUGUACCUGGUUUUGGCAGAUCUAAAAUCUCUUACUCCUGCUUCUAAAAUAUAUGUAGACUAUGCUCUGCGCAUUCAAGAUCAAGUGCAGACCAGAGACAUAUCUGCUAAAAAGUCUCACUGGUUCAGUGCCUCAAGCAGGGAAAGUGGUUGGGAAAAAUUUAUUUCCUCAAGUUUCUUUCUUCAGGCUUCUAAUGGUUGUCUAGUGAAGGAUGUUUGCUUCUUUGAAGCAGAGGUGACCAUCUGGGGUAUAGCUAGUGCUCUGUAAUAAGUUGUCUAAGUUCUCGAAUUUCUUAAAUGAAUUCUGGGAAAAAAGUAUAAUAAAUGUGGCACUAUUUUAUUUCUGAAAGAUUGUAAAUUUACAGAAGUUACCGGUAAUUAAAAGCUGUCUUUUACUUUUGAGAAGCCA
Molecule: messenger RNA, 1373 nt
Organism: Mangifera indica (mango)
Lineage: Eukaryota; Viridiplantae; Streptophyta; Magnoliopsida; Sapindales; Anacardiaceae
Product: protein RESTRICTED TEV MOVEMENT 3
Exons: 6
Coding region: 231-1232 (333 amino acids)
Molecular function (GO): protein binding
Source: RefSeq, a predicted model, not a curated record